Pelagomonas calceolata is the source of this 1920-nucleotide messenger RNA. NCBI's taxonomy places the organism in Eukaryota, Pelagophyceae, Pelagomonadales, Pelagomonadaceae. The record is from the annotation of a GenBank genome assembly.
GAUUCGACCAAGCUUUGCUGGCUGCCCGCAACCGCAUAAAUGGCUGUGCGUUCCUAUCUCGGUUCGCAAAAUGACACGAUCAACUCAUAACACCAGGAGGGCAGCGGAAUAGCACGUCUGUGAACCCCAUCUGCAUUGGAGCAAUGCUGCCUCGGGCAGCCCUCCUCCUCUGCACCACACACGCGAGCUCCUGGUUCACCACAAAAAAACAACAACCGAAGCAAAGAACAAAACCAAAUAUCCUCGUGCUCCUCGCCGACGACCACUCCGCCGAGGCCCUCGGCUACCGCGGCAAAGCUAGAUUAAGCCCGCUCAUCAAGCAGCUCAACGUGACGCCGCAUUUAGAUCGAUUAUCAAAAGAAGGCAUUACAACGGACAACGCCUACACGAUCAACGCCUUAUGUACGCCGAGCCGCGCAUCAUUGCUGACAGGUUUCUACCCUAACAAGCACGGCGCCACACACUUAAAACCGGUGAGCAAGGGCAACGCCUCGGGCGUCCAUGACUACAUCGAAACCUACCCCGAGGUAUUACAAAGGCACGGCUAUGCCACUGCCCUGUACGGCAAGUACCACCUCAUGUCGCGGCCGCGGGGCUUCGACACGUACGAGGUCCUCCUCCACCAGGGCUCCUACGAGGACCCUCUAUUACUGAACCACACCCUCUCUGCAAAGAGGUGGAAGGCGCGCAUGAAGCUCUGGACGCGGAAGCGCUCCGACAACGGAGGCGCGCGCGCGGCGGGCCACACCUCGGACGUUAUCAGUGCGAAAGCGGCGGAAGCCGUCGCUUCGUUAGCAAAGCCGUGGUUAAUUGAAGCACACUUCAAGGAGCCCCACGAGCCCUUCCACUAUCCUCCACGCUACGAGGCGCUCACGGGGGCACCUGUUUUUGAUGCGUCGCGGGGCGUCUGGACGCUGCGGGGCUUCGACGUCGCCGAGCCGCCGACGCUAAUGCAACGCCCGACGCGCUGCCGCGGCAUCGACGUCUUCGCGAACCGGAGCCUCGCCAACGCGACGCGGCGCCGGACCUACGCCCAGCUCGUCGCGGACUAUUUGAGGACCCUGAAGGCGCUGGACGACGGCGUCGGCCGCGUGCUGCGACGCGUCGACGACGAGAAAACGCUCGUCCUCUACACUAGCGACCACGGCUACUUCCUCGGCGAGCAACAGCGCACAAUCAAAUAGCGGCGGUUCUCACAUAGUUGAUUUGCGCACAGGCGAGCACGGCUGCUAUGAUAAACGCUUGAUGCUCGACGAGGCGAUCCGUGUGCCUUGGAUCAUUCGGUACCCGGCCGUCCUCAAACCUCGUCAUACGAACUUCCUGGCGCGCUCCGUCGACGUCGCACCGACCCUCCUCGACUUCGCCGGCCUGCUAGGGAAGCGCUCCCUCGACGGCGUGUCACUAAGGGCCGCGCUCGCGGACAAGAAGGCGACGACGGGGACCACUUUGUACUACCGCUACUACGACGAGGCCAUGAAAGCAAGGGCGACGCCGCCGGCGCCGCCGUCGCACGUCGGCAUUCGAACAACACGAUGGAAGCUUAUUCUUUUUGACGGCCUGCGGUGUAGCCCCGGAUUCCGGAGGAGCGGCGCGGCCGCCCAAAUUUUUGCACUUUACGACUUAGAACGCGACCCGCGCGAAGCGACGGACGUCUACGCGUCCACUUCCACAAAAGUCGUCUCGAAAUUAAAGCGGGAGCUGCGGGCGGCGAUGGCCUUGUAUGGAGGCGAAAGUCACGUCAAGGCCGGCGCGCACCUGCCGCCGGACUGCCUCACGCUCGACUUCGGCACGCCGGACUUCGUCGACUGCCUCCGAACGACGCCGUGCGAGACGCCGGUCAUGAUUGCCGCGGACUCGGCGAAGGCGCGCCGGGAAAGGAUCGCGGCCGCCCGUCAGAAGUCGCUGGCGCGGGUCAAGAAC